Messenger RNA from Neolamprologus brichardi, 1302 nucleotides. NCBI's taxonomy places the organism in Eukaryota, Metazoa, Chordata, Actinopteri, Cichliformes, Cichlidae. The record is from RefSeq and is a predicted model, not a curated record.
CUCUGACCCGGAAGGGUAACCUUCAGCUCCAGCUGCCGCUAAUCAUUCCUCACUACACAGAGGUAUUUAACGGGGUGUCCAGACGGCAGUCGACGCUGGAUUGUACUCGGAGCUCGGUGGAGAAGUACGGGACGGAGGAGUGGAGAAAAGGGGUUCACGGGUGUUUUCGGGAGGAGGAAUUCACACGGAAGGAGUGCACACCGACCUCACGGGGAAACUCGCCUUCACCACUUUUGGGAUCUAGAGAAAGGACAUUGUUGGAUAUCUCACUGUUUGAAGACUGUAUUUCUCGCACUGUAAAUAAACGCACUGUCGGCUUCAACCCAGAGCUCCGCGCCUGAAUCCAUACCGCUCAUUAGCCCUGACACGAGACUGAUGACAACAUGGAGGAUAACCACACUUUCCUGUACUUUGCAUAUGGCAGUAACCUGCUAAAGGAACGUCUUCAGCUCAAGAAUCCCUCUGCGACAGUACACUGUGUAGCCAGGCUCAAGGACUAUAAACUGGUUUUUGGGAACCACAAAGGCCUUGCUAGUGACCGAUGGCAUGGAGGUGUUGCCACCAUAGAGCACAGCCCUGGAGACGAGGUGUGGGGUGUGGUGUGGAGGAUGAACGUGUCUGAUCUAGAGUCUCUUGACAGUCAGGAGAACGUGACAUUAGGAGCGUACAGUCCUGUGGAGUUAUCGGUGAAGACAAAAGGCCAGGACCUCAACUGUCGCACCUACAUAAUGAACAGCUGUGUGUAUGCUCCACCAUCACCACAGUACCUAAAGGUGAUUGUAAUGGGAGCAGAACAGAACGGCUUGCCAAAAGACUACCAGGAGAAACUUCGAGCAAUCAAGACCAACAUGUAUGAGGGUCCCCUACCCAUGAUGGCUGAACUGGAGCGAGCCAGACGAAGAGCCAAAGAAAAGAAUCAUUACCCACCACACCUACAGCUGAUUCUCGUGUUCUGGAUUCAUCUCUCCUCUCACCUGAAAAAGAUCAUGGACUAGCUACUUCCCUCUGCCUGCCCUGCUGCCUGCCACUCAUCUCUGGAUCAUGCAAAUUGGCUGGAUUGCCUCACUCUCACCCUGUUGGACACUCACACCAUUUCCUCCCUCCCUCCGGACCCCAAUCUCUCAUCUAACCAGUAACCUGUCAUUUCUUCAUUCUAAUCAUUACCUGGCAAUUCCUCCUACUCCCUCACUAAUCCCUCUCUCCCUUUGCUUCUAGUGACUGCAACAUCUAAGACCCUCACCUGUGUCUCCUACCCUCCAAAGUUAUCCUUCUUUUUUCCUUGUGAUUAAAUAAACUUAAGCU